Molecule: messenger RNA, 1227 nt
Organism: Thermothielavioides terrestris NRRL 8126
Lineage: Eukaryota; Fungi; Ascomycota; Sordariomycetes; Sordariales; Chaetomiaceae
Exons: 2
Coding region: 1-1227 (408 amino acids)
Biological process (GO): fungal-type cell wall organization
Cellular component (GO): plasma membrane; cell cortex of cell tip
Source: RefSeq, a predicted model, not a curated record
AUGCGAGGCUUCGGUACCGGCGCCAGAGGGCGCUUGGGGGACGUGAUGCUGAGGAUCGCGCCCAUCGCCUGCUCCUUCUUCGCCUUCCUACUCAUGGCCAUUGCCCUGUCGUCGGGCAUGAAGCCAAAUUACCUUGAGGGAGUCGCCGUCAUCCGCUUUAACACGUCCUCGCUCGGCAAAAGCCUGCUCGAAACCUCUGACCUCUCCCAGGCGGCGAAGGACGACUGCAUCACGGCCGGCAGCGCCGUCCCCUCGUCGUCGGGCACCGUUACCAACGGCAUCGGCCAGGUGGCAGCGCUUCUGGGCGGUGGCAGCCCACAACGGCAGAUCAGCGACUCCAUCCUCAACAAGGCAGCCGACUUGGUCGCCGGAACGGCCAGAGAUGCAUGCCGCGCCAACCAGGCCCUGCACCUGACGCGCGACGCUACUCCCAGCCAGGCAGCGGCCACGAUCAGCAUCGCCACGGCGAUCGGCAUCAGCGAGUACUACUCGGUGCACCUGGGCGCGCUCUGCGAGGGCGACUACUACCGCGCGCCAAACGACGCCGCCGGCGACCCGGACGUGCAGUCGUGCACGCCCAAGUUCCACCCGCGCGACACGGACCUGGCCGCCACGCUCGACGGCCAGCUGCAGGCCGGGCCGUUCCAGCUCGCGCUGCGCGACCUCGACCUCGCGCCCGACGCCCGCGCCGCGCUCGCCCUCAUCCCCCGCGCGCUCGCCGCCAUGAGCUUCAUCCUGCUGUUUGCCACGCUCGCUGUCGCCGCGGGGUUUGCCCUGUCGGCGGCCGCGGUAGUGGCCGAGAGCGUGAUGCGGGCACGGGCACCGCCGCUGAUGAUGAUGAUGCUGCUGCUGGGCGCGCUGGGCGCGACCGGCUUCGGCUGGCUGCUGUCGUUCGUCGGCGUGGUCGGCACCACGGCCGUGGCGGAGAAGGUCAAGCGCACGGUCAACGGCGGCGCGUCGGCGUCGGGCAUGGCAGCGGCCACCAGCUCGGCGCUGUACUUUCUGCUGUGGAUGUCACUGGUGCUGACGACGGCCGCGCUGGCCCUGCUGUUCUGCGUCUACCGCCGCGCGCGCGACGACGACGGCCGCAGUCGGAUGCAGGUCGCGCGGGAGCCGUACGCGGAGAAGAACGUGUCGGCGGCGAGCACGGUGCAGGAGGAUGCAAAUGGGUUCUAUGAGGAGCCCAUCAAUGGAGGGCCUGCUGAGCCCGUUUCGGGGAGGCCUUGA